Messenger RNA from Peromyscus leucopus (white-footed mouse), 2973 nucleotides. RefSeq names its product chemerin chemokine-like receptor 1 (gene Cmklr1). Gene Ontology annotation, biological process: inflammatory response; chemotaxis; phospholipase C-activating G protein-coupled receptor signaling pathway. Bases 415 to 1530 code for a protein of 371 amino acids. The record is from RefSeq and is a predicted model, not a curated record. Gene Ontology annotation, molecular function: G protein-coupled receptor activity; complement receptor activity. NCBI's taxonomy places the organism in Eukaryota, Metazoa, Chordata, Mammalia, Rodentia, Cricetidae. Gene Ontology annotation, cellular component: plasma membrane. The transcript has 3 exons.
CAGCCUCCUCUAGCGCCCCCACUCCACACAGCUGGCGCCCCCGCCCUCCGCACGCGGUUUCCUGCUCCUCCCUCCUCUCCCAGCUCCAGCUGUUUCUCUGUCUGAGUUCUGUCCCUGUCCCACACAGAACUCUGGGCAGAGUGAGGCUGUCAGGAUGUUGCUGGGGGUGCUGUGCUCCGCGGGGCUCAGAGGAAAUCUUGCAUGAAUGGAUGAAAUGCUUCCAAGCAAACAGCCCCUACCAGCACAGCUGUGUGACCCCGAGAAAGAAGCCAGGGCGCGAGCGGCCUGAAGCCACAGGACCCCGAGGGGGAGACCCGGGAGAAGGUGUUUCCAGCUGUGUGUAGUGACCAGCUGGCUGGGGACUCACACUGGAGUUCUAUUCUGCAACAGUGAACUGUGAAGGUCUCCAAAGAGAUGGAGUACUACUACAACGAUUCCAGCAGUUACGAUGAUGAGUACUCUGACGGCUUCGACACCAUUAUGGAUUUGGAGGAGGUGAACCCGCUGGAGGCCAAGGUGGUGGCCCGCGUCUUCCUGGUGGUGAUCUACAGCGUGGUGUGCUUCCUUGGGAUCCUAGGCAACGGCCUGGUGAUUGUCAUUGCCACGCUCAAGAUGAAGAAGACAGUGAACACGGUGUGGUUCGUCAACCUGGCAGUGGCUGACUUCCUGUUCAACAUCUUCCUGCCGAUCCACAUCACCUACACCGCCAUGGACUACCACUGGGUGUUCGGGAAGGCCAUGUGCAAGAUCAGCAGCUUUUUGCUCAGCCACAACAUGUACACCAGCGUGUUCCUGCUCACGGUCAUCAGCUUUGACCGCUGCAUCUCUGUGCUGCUUCCGGUCUGGUCGCAGAACCACCGCAGUGUCCGGCUGGCCUACAUGACCUGUGUGGUCGUCUGGGUCCUGGCUUUCUUCUUGAGUUCCCCGUCUCUUAUCUUCCGGGACACAAGCCACGUGCAUGGGAAAACAACCUGCUUCAACAACUUCAGCUUGUCUGCCCCCGAGUCGUUCCCACACUCCGCUCACUCCCGAAUGGAUCCUGCAGGGUUCAGUAGACUCAUGGUGGUCACCAUCACCCGCUUCCUUUGUGGCUUCCUGGUCCCCGUCUGCAUCAUCACGGCCUGUUAUCUCACCAUUGUCUUCAAGCUCCAGCGCAACCGCCUCGCCAAGACCAAGAAGCCCUUCAAGAUCAUCAUCACCAUCAUCGUCACCUUCUUCCUGUGCUGGUGCCCCUACCACACCCUCUACCUGCUGGAGCUCCACCACACGGCUGUGCCGGCCUCUGUCUUCAGCCUGGGACUGCCCCUGGCCACUGCCAUCGCCAUCGCCAACAGCUGCAUGAAUCCCAUUCUCUAUGUCUUCAUGGGGCAUGACUUCAAGAAGUUCAAAGUGACUCUCUUCUCCCGCUUGGUCAAUGCCCUGAGUGAGGACACGGGACCCACCUCUUACCCUAGUCACAGGAGCUUCACCAAGAUGUCAUCACUGAACGAGAAGCCCUCCGUGAAUGAGAAGGAGACCAGCGCACUCUGAGCCUUACUUGGGAAUGCCCCCAUGGGUGCGGCAGCCCGGGGACAACCAGGGACUUGUCUCCUGAAGUGGGAGACGUGGUGGGAGCCUUUCUGGUAUGCUCCGAUGCCCAGUACAUUUUGUACAAGGUGACUCAUGUUUUGAGUGGGAUUCCAGAGUGUGGACACUCUUCCAGCAAAGUAGAAGGCAGAUCAAGCCGAACCUCUGGAGCGGGAGGAGUAGGGGACCAGCUUUGACUGACUCAGAAGAGGGCAGAGUUCUCCAAAGCCAAGGCCUGAACUGGGAUCAACAUUUAGGCACCAGAUUUCCCUAUGUGUGCUGCGUAAUCUCUGGUGUGGGCGAGGAAGUCAGAGCAAACCCAUUGCAGACCUGCUACAGCCACACCACAGACAGCCAAGCCAGCAAGCCAACCCUCUACCCCCACCCCGGCAUCCUCCAAGACCUUGACUUGGGAUUUGAGAUGAGCUUGGAAGACCAGGACCUCAGGGGCUGCGUGGAACCCUGCAAGGGCAAGGCGGGAGGGCUGUGGGUGGUGGUAAAGAAAUGGAGGGGAGCAGAAACCCCAAAGGAUAUGGGCACAGAACAUCUCCGCAGCGUGCCACAGGGAGACGGUGCUCUAGGUUGUGGAUGCCUGGGGUUCAGGUGGUGGCCGCCCUUUGCUUCAGCGCCUAUAUGUACCUGGCAUUGUAACCUGAGGCUGGGGUGGGAACUUCUUCACAGAAGUUGUUCACUCCAUCCCAGGGUCUCUUCUCUCCUUCCCUAGUCCUGCCAACUCUGGCUGGAAGGUCUUAGAAUACACCUUCCUGGGUGGAGGGGGGAGAGUGGAGGGGGGAGGGGUCAUCUUCCCCACCCAUCCCCUUUCAGCUUUCCUGGUCUAGAACGGAAUUUUGAGACCCCAGCCUUGGAGCAUCUCCCGAAGGCUGUCUCUGGGGGCUGGGCUGUGAAGCUGACUAGCUAAUCUGAUUCUCCCUUGAACCACACUUCUUCCCAGGUGAGGCAUCUCUGCUCUGUGGGCAGCCUAUGGGCAGGCUUUCCUCCCCAAAUCAGACACUUUCUCCUGGCAGGGAAGCCAAGGCUUGGGGAAGGAAAAUGACUCACCCAACACCACACACUCCUAGUCGGGGACAAAGACCUGAGCCCGGCUCUGCCUGGCUAACUUCAUUUCUUCUCUGAGGAUUUGAUAGCCUGCUUGGUUUGACAUUUCCCCACGCAUGUGGAGUGUUUCACAUCUAUCUUCUCAUUUGUUCUUCACAGAAACCCCCCAAGUUAGGUCCUUAUACAUAUGAGGAAUCAGAGGCUCAGAGAGGUUGAGUAACCGGCCCAAGGGGACCCAGUUAGAUGCUGGCAGACUGGAUUUGAACCUCAGUUUCCUUGGCUCAGAAGAGGAUGUAGUUAGGAAGGACUAGUGGGUUUGGGGUUUUAGCCAUAAAUACUGGUUCUUCAGUG